This is a messenger RNA of Cherax quadricarinatus, 3883 nucleotides long. NCBI's taxonomy places the organism in Eukaryota, Metazoa, Arthropoda, Malacostraca, Decapoda, Parastacidae. The record is from RefSeq and is a predicted model, not a curated record.
GGUUGCUACUCCUCCACAGUGCCAGUCAGCGUGCCUCAACAUUACAACCACCACCAGCGGGCUGUGGUUCGUACGUUAGAUUGCGUGCGGCCAGCAGUAACAGCCUCGUUGAUCAGGCCCUGAUCCACCGGGAGGCCUGCUCGUGGAUCGGGCCGCGGGGGCGUUGAUCCCCGGAAUACCCUCCAGAUAGACUCCAGGUAGACCUACACUAGACAUGAAGCGGGUGAAGUAGUUGCACAUGCAGCAGCACAACCACCACAAAAUAGAAGCAGCAGGAUGGGUAGCGGAAGCAGUAAACGCAAAGACAAGAGUCACUUAUUAGAGACUUUGAAGGAGCACAAGGACAGCAUCAUGUGCCUGGCCCUCACAGAUGACUCUUCCCUCCUGGUGACGGGAUCCUACGACACCACAGCCUGUUUGUGGAGCACCAUGAGCGACGCUACCGAGUGUCUCGGCGUACUCAUAGGACACACGGGAAGGAUCGUGUGUGUGGCGACGAGUAUGACCUUCGUCUACACUGGCUCAGAAGAUUCCACCAUCAAGAAGUGGGACAUUUGCACCUCCGACUGUAUCUUUACAUACUCCGGUCACGUCAGUCAGGUGAACCGCAUCAUGUGCGCUGGAGACUUCCUCUUUAGCACCUCCUACGAUAAGACGGCGAAGGUGUGGCUGCAGCAGGUCAACAACGCUUCCACACAGGAGGAAGUCCUCGUGCGCACCUUCGAGGGUCAUACCAAGGCAGUGUACCCCAUCAUCUUCCUACCUGGACAAGACACGGGUGGAGUCAACGAGGAGGGUCUGAAGAUCAACCCAAGUGACUUGGUCAUCACGGGCAGCACAGACACCACAGCCAAGUCCUGGGCACUAGACAUGGGCAUAUGUCUCAAGACAAUGCAACAGCACACUGGACCAGUGACCUGCAUGGACACGGGAGCUCAAGGAAAACUUCUCUUCACGGGCAGUGAUGAUUGUACCGUCAGGGUGUGGGAAGUCAGCAGUGGCAGGUGUCUGAGGGAGCUGAGAGGUCACAACGAGGCGGUGACCUGCCUCAAAGCAGUACAACGUAUGCUGUACACAGGCAGCCAUGACUCCAAGGUGAAGUGCUGGCUGCCAGAGUCUGCCAACUGUACCCGCACCUUCAAGAUCAGCACUAACUUCGGCAGUGUGACGGCCAUCCAGAUUUACAAAGGCAUCCUUUUCGUGGGCUACACCGAUGAUGUGGCGCGAGCCUUUGACGCUAAGAGCGGUAGCCUGAAGCGGGUGUUCCAGGGGCACACUGAUAGCGUCAGCUGCCUGGCAGUGUGGGCCAACAAGCUCUACACUGGCAGCUCCGAUGGCACUCUCAGGGUGUGGGACGUGUCGAACAUCAGCACCGAGACCUCUUCGGAAGAAUCUGAGGACGAGCUCAACCAUCACGUCGAACUGGACUUCGAUCUGGAGAGGUACCUGGGCGAUGAUGUGGACCAGAAUAGUAAACCUGACGAGUGAAUACAAGCAUUGUAUGGAGACUACGUGGUGACUUAGAGCAAACUGGUAGACUGUUGGCCAGUUAUCAAGACAACUGCAGAGUAUUUUUAUUGACAACGGUAGAUCAUUUUUCAAGAUAACUGUAGACCAUUCUUCAAGACAACUAUUGAACAUUCAUCAUGACACCUGAAGACUCUUCUUUAAGACAAGCGAAGACAGUUCUCCAAAACAAGACCAAAUGCCGAGAAUCCUGGCAAAAAUUCUCGGCAUUGUGAACCCAUUAUCACUCAUACUAUAUAUUAGCUGCAGUGUGUGCGUGUGUGAUCUGUUAAACGUCUUUAAGGGUAACCAUAGCUAAUCUUAUAAACAGGGAAACUGUCCUAAAAUUAUAUGAUUGUGUAUUUCCAAGGACAAUCAGAUUUAAAAAAAUUUGUCAAGUCUAUGGGAAUUCUUUUUAACUGUUUUGAUGUGUUUAUAUGGGGUAAUUAGGAAAAUAAUUUACAUCAACUAUUUUGCCCUACGAUGAUUUGAAUAAGCUCGUGACAACCACAAUUUAUGGCCGAGGACUGGACACUGCAUGCUUUCUUGAUUAUUUAAAAUAAUUUAGAUAUCAGUGUUAUGUUAGAAACUGAACAAACAUUAAAGAUCUUUCUACCAUUUCCUGACAUAGGAAGUGUAAAACCUGUUUCAUACAGCGCCUGGGAAAUGAGAGGUAAUGAGACUCCCUCUGAGGAAAGGGAGGGUAGCUCCAGUGCCUUGAAUCACGAACUAGUAUCAAAGCCAUUGUCACCAUUAAGCUGAGGAUGGCUUAAAAUUAGAUGGGUACUUAUACAUUAUUCCUCCUACUACCAUCAAUGCACUGGCAUUGAUGUAUUCUGAUUCGGUUGGUUGGCUACACUAGGACCAUUAAGGCUGCGUGGUAACCUUUUCACCACCAGACAAGAAUACAUUAAUAAUAAUAAUAUAACAUAAUAUCUUUAUUUACUACAAGUACAUAUACAAGGUCCUAGCUGACAUUGGCAUACUACUAUAUAGAAAGACCCUUGUUAUGCUGAAAAUUUUAGGCAAAUUAGAUCAGUUUUGUCCCAGGAUGCGACCCACACCAGUCCACUAACACCCAGGUAUCCAUUAUUACUGAUGGGUGAACAUGGACAGCAGGUGUCUUGGAAACACGUUCCUAAUCUAAAGUUCUCCAGCCGUACCGGAGGAGAUUCGAACCCCGGACCUCAGUGUGUGAGAUGAGUGCUCUAGCGAUCGAGCUACGGGCUUAAGGUGAACUCUCCUUGAAUAUAUUUAAAAAAUAUAUGGAUGAAAAAUUAUGAUUAUAAUUGGGUCGAUUGUUAUGAGUUGUUGAGGUGGUCUAGGCAGCUGGAGAGGAUGGAUCAAAAUAGGACGACGAGGGUGUGUAAAUCAGGGGUGGAGGGAAAGAGGUAGGUCGUCCCAGGAAGACUUGGAGGAAUACAGUAAAGGAGGCGUUGAGCGCUAAAGGUUGAAGGCUUGAGUGAGCGCCGUAGGUAGCAGUACAGGUAGUUUUCAUAAUCUGAUGAGCAGUUGGUGAGCAAGGUAACAUUUAAGAAGCAAUUCAUGGAAAAAGGUUACAGACAUUACCACAGACCAGACCAUGAAUCCUGCUCUGGUCUAAAAUAAUGUUUGUAAAUAAUUUCUCUUUUUUUUCCGAAGUGUUAAGCGUGUAUAUAUAUAUAUUUGUUCCAUUCCUCUGUAAUUAUCCUCACUAGACAAUAUUUCAGGGGUUCACGUCUCAGUUCCUGGCCUUGCAAUUUUUAAACCUACAAUCCACCAGCUUUAUUGCCUCAUGGCUCUUGGACAGUGUGGUCAUGUAAUACACUCUGGGCAGUUUGGACAGGAGAGUGUGGACGACAGGUACUGUGGCUUACACAGUUGGCUUAUUCAGUCGAAUACAGAGGAAGCUGUUAUAAAGAUAGAAGACGUAGUGGAAAGGCGAAGAUGUUAUCAGACCAUCAACUUUGAAGAAGUCAUGUUCAAGACAAUGAAGCCGAACUCAUCUCCAGGUUGAUGGUCUGACCAGAAUCAUCUCCAGGUUGAUGGUCUGACCAGACUCAUCUCCAGGUUGAUGGUCUGACCAGACUCAUCUCCAGGCUGAGGGACUGACCAGACACAUCUCCAGGUUGAUGGUCUGGCCAGACUCAUCUCCAGGCUGAGGGACUGACCAGACACAUCUCCAGGUUGAUGGUCUGACCAGACUCAUCUCCAGGCUGAGGGACUGACCAGACUCAUCUCCAGGCUGAUGGUCUGACCAGACUCAUCUCCAGGCAGAGGGACUGACUGCAGCAUUUCUAUCUCCAGUGCUUCAGCUGUCUCAGAAAUAAUUACCUUUAUAUUGUGCUAAUAAAGCCUACUGUGUAGUCAAAACUUUUCUAAAUAAAGAUAACUGUUA